Molecule: messenger RNA, 289 nt
Organism: Guillardia theta CCMP2712
Lineage: Eukaryota; Cryptophyceae; Pyrenomonadales; Geminigeraceae
Exons: 1
Coding region: 48-203 (51 amino acids)
Source: RefSeq, a predicted model, not a curated record
AUCAAGGAGUGAAACUCAAAAAUCUACACUACGUGGUUUCUACAAAGAUGAUUCCAGUUCUACUCGCCCCCGGCGCCGUCAUGAUCUUUUCAGCCAUAGGCCUCUCGUUCAUAUCGGGAAUAGCAGUUUACAAAAUUUUCCCAGUCAAGAAGGAAGAGGAAGAAGAGAUGCUGGAGUUCGAAUACGUUCGACCAGAGUUGUGAGUCAAACUCAUUCGGCAUGUACUCUGGUGUUGUAAUCUACACAGUAUCCUGUACAUAAGUUGCUUGUUUGCUUUUGGUUCAACGGA